AUGAUGCCGUCAUUUCCACAGCAUCGUUUGAAACGCAAGGCUUCUCCAGGCGAUGACACUGCUCGAGGACUAGUUGCUCCAGUGAAUCCUAUCCAAGAGGCGUCAUCGGGACUUUUUGAUGCUACUUUUGAUAGAAUUCUGAGCCCUGAUUAUGAAUGGAACAUGAACAGAUUGUCUAUGCUGAUUGCUGGCCGACCCAAUUGGAUGGUGCUAUGUCAAUGUUCACCUUAG
Rodentolepis nana is the source of this 231-nucleotide messenger RNA. The record is from the annotation of a GenBank genome assembly. NCBI's taxonomy places the organism in Eukaryota, Metazoa, Platyhelminthes, Cestoda, Cyclophyllidea, Hymenolepididae.